AUGCCUCCGGCCCCGACAAUCACGUCGGCUAAGCAGACAUUUGUCGCUGCGCAGACCAACAUCCUGUCCCAGCCCGUUGCGCCGUCUCGGGCCUGGCGCGCCUCCAACGACGCGUCCGAACAUGCGCUCCCGAAUCGCAUCGUCGAAGAUGCCGUCGCCAGCCUCAACCGCACGAUCCAGCAGCACUCCCGCCGAGUCUAUGCGCCUCAGGCAAACAGACAUGUGGCCGAGCAGAUCAGCCACGUGUACUCGAGGGAUGCCGAGCGCAGGAUGGAGAAUCCCGACGAUGCUGAGGGUGGAAUUGGAAGAGAACUCGAUCUGGUGGACGAAAAAGUCAUUGAAACAUUGCCUGCUACCUGGCCGUCAGACAGAGACGCCGAGGCCUACCCUCUGGAGGCUACACGCUAUACCGACACAGUUCGCCAGUUGGCCGAUCUAAACCAACAACGAAAAGAUCUACGCCAGAGGGUAGAACGACUCCGAGGUCUGCAGAGGACAGUCGAAUCCUUCCAGACCACAGACGGCGCGGGCGUCCAGGAGAAUCUCGUGACUCGCGAUGGUCCCGUAGAGAAGGAGCUCGAGAAGAUGCGCUUCCUCCUUGCGCGCGUUGCCGGCCGUGUGGGCGAGCUGUCGAAUGCACCUGCGACUCGAGAUGACGAUGGCGUGGAGUUUGGCGCUUUGGCUGAAGCGAGGAAGAAGAAUAUUGAGAAAUUUCUGGCGGACGGUCGUGUUUUCCCGUCUUGA
Trichoderma atroviride IMI 206040 is the source of this 744-nucleotide messenger RNA. RefSeq lists its product as uncharacterized. Gene Ontology annotation, cellular component: Mis6-Sim4 complex. The record is from RefSeq and is a predicted model, not a curated record. NCBI's taxonomy places the organism in Eukaryota, Fungi, Ascomycota, Sordariomycetes, Hypocreales, Hypocreaceae.